This is a messenger RNA of Cyprinus carpio (common carp), 714 nucleotides long. RefSeq names its product netrin receptor UNC5C-like. Gene Ontology annotation, biological process: netrin-activated signaling pathway. Lineage: Eukaryota; Metazoa; Chordata; Actinopteri; Cypriniformes; Cyprinidae. Gene Ontology annotation, molecular function: protein binding; netrin receptor activity. The record is from RefSeq and is a predicted model, not a curated record. The transcript has 4 exons. Gene Ontology annotation, cellular component: membrane. Bases 43 to 714 code for a protein of 223 amino acids.
CUGAAACAUAAGCAGAAACCUGGAUUAAUGGAUUGAGAGCGGAUGGACGUCUGUGUGUGUCUGAGCUCUGUUUGUGUGUGUCUGCAGGUGGAGUGGCUGAAGAACGAGGAGAUCAUCGACCCCGCCGACGACAGGAACUUCUACAUCACCAUCGACCACAACCUGAUCAUCAAACAGGCGCGUCUGUCCGACACCGCCAACUACACCUGCGUCGCCAAGAACAUCGUGGCCAAACGCCGCAGCACCACGGCCACCGUCAUCGUCUACGUGAACGGCGGCUGGUCGACGUGGACGGAGUGGUCAGUGUGCAGCAGUCCCUGUGGGCGGGGCUAUCAGAAGAGGACGCGCAGCUGCACCAAUCCCGCGCCUCUGAACGGAGGAGCCAUCUGUGAGGGUCAAGGCAUCCAGAAACUGGCCUGUAACCCGCUGUGUCCAGUGAACGGUCUGUGGACGGAGUGGAGCAAGUGGUCGACGUGUGGGACAGAGUGCACUCACUGGAGACGGCGCUGGAGAGUGCAGCGCUACGGCCCCAAAACCACCAAAACGGAUAGUGGCAACGGGCCUGCUGGGACCUGCGGGCACACAUAUAUACUCGAGAAACAAAACAGUCUUGUUUCAGGGAUGUUUCUGUACUUGUACAGACUGCAGGAGAGCGUGCUCGUGACGGAUCGAGUUGAAGUAGAAGUCUGUGUUGAGUGUUUGUUGGUCGUGUGA